AUGGCACGACCAGCGCCGCCGGCGGGCGAGCUGCCGGCCCUCGAGCGCGUCCAGGUGCAGCUGGGGACGCUGCAGAGUGCGGGACUCGCGCAGCGAAAUGCACAGGAAAAGGUUCUGCACGCUCUCGAUACCGAGCAGCAGAUGGUCGAAGACGCCCUCGUGCAGCUCGCCAUGAGCGAGCGCCAGGCAGCGAGCGACCGCGAACUCGUCCUGGCGCCGGCUACGCAGCAGGUGCGGUACGCGCUGCCACUGAUGAGCCGCGACGCACUGGCCUCGAUGCCGCUCCUGGCGCAGCACGCGGCCCAGCGGCGAGAAACACGCGCACUGCUCUCCACGCCACCGUGGAGCGCCCAAGACACCGAGUGCCUCCGUAUCGCCGCGGAAAACGAGCGGGUGCGCGCCAUGGCGCUCCAAUCGGAUCCCGGCUCGCUCGACUGGGAGCGCAUCGCGAUGCAGGUCCCAUUUCAUACCCCGCUCGACUGCCGCACACGCUGGACAUUCUUUGAGCGCCCAGGCAUCAACCACUCGCGCUGGAGCACCGGCGAGAAAAAGGCGCUCGCAGAACAUGUAUCACAGGAUAAGGAUGUGUCGUGGGAAGAGGCCGCACAGGCGCUCCAGACAGGCAGGUCGGGGUACGCAGCACUCGAGACCUACCAGCGGGGCAUCAAGCCGGCGAUCGACUGGACGCCGGAACGCGACGCGGCGCUCCUCGCCGCUGUCCAGGCCGUGGGGCCGGACUGGAAGGCGGUCGUGCAGCACCUCGGCUUUCCUGCGUUCUGCGCCUCGUUGUGCCACCAGCGGCACAGCAAGCUCAAGAGCACCGCGCUACGGCUGGGGCGCUGGAGCGCCGAAGAAGAUGCGGCACUCCGCGCGGCCGUCGGCGAGUACGGCUGCGACUGGAAACGCGUCGAGAUCCACGUGCCGGGCCGCAGCGGACAGCAGUGCCGCGAGCGAUGGGUGGGGCGCCUGGCGAAUAUCCCAGAGGGCGAAACGCAGGCGACACGGCGUGCAUGGCUUCCGGAAGAGGACGCUCGGCUGCGUGCCUGCGUGCAUUCGUGCAAGACUUGGGUCCAGGUCGCCGAAAAUGUGGGCGGACGCUCGGACAAGAUGGUGCGCGAACGCUGGAUCCUGCUGCGGCGGCGCGACGAGGACGAGGCGCGGCGACAGCGUGGCGAGCCUGUUCCUCCACGCAAAGGGGGGAAGCGGCCAGACGAGCCGCUCGACAAAAAGGGUGCGUAG
Messenger RNA from Malassezia japonica, 1239 nucleotides. RefSeq lists its product as uncharacterized. The transcript has a single exon. Gene Ontology annotation, cellular component: snRNA-activating protein complex. Gene Ontology annotation, molecular function: RNA polymerase III type 3 promoter sequence-specific DNA binding; RNA polymerase II cis-regulatory region sequence-specific DNA binding. Gene Ontology annotation, biological process: snRNA transcription by RNA polymerase II; snRNA transcription by RNA polymerase III. The coding region runs from base 1 to 1239 and encodes 412 amino acids. NCBI's taxonomy places the organism in Eukaryota, Fungi, Basidiomycota, Malasseziomycetes, Malasseziales, Malasseziaceae. The record is from RefSeq and is a predicted model, not a curated record.